AUGGGAUGUUGUUUAACAACUUGUAAUAAGAAAGAAGAUGACCAUUAUCAACCUAAUACUGAAAGCAGUCCUCUCUCCUCAAGAGAUGGUAGGAGGAGAUCUUCUUAUGGUCAUCAAUCACCACAAAGAUCCACCAAUGGAUAUUCACAACGACGGAGAUUAGGAAGUAGCCAUAGUAGAGACAAUCCUCAACGUAGUAUAGAUUCUCUUGUGUUAGAAACACUGUCUUUAAUAAGAACAUUGGUUGACAAUGAUCAAGAACCCCCACAGGCCAUGUUAGCUCUGCACAAAAUUGCUGAGAAAGAUUCUGGCUGGCUUGAAGUUGUGAAAUCACUAAUCCGUGGUAUUCCAUUAACAGAUCCACUUGGACCAGCAGUUAUUACAUUAUUAUUGGACGAGUUCCCGUUACCAACAAAGGAAGCAUUAAUGGAACUGAGAUCAAAUCUUCAUUUAUCACAGGAAGGCAUAUCUAAUAUGUAUAAACAACCGUGUCAGCAAAGAAAUAUUGGAGUUAUUCUUGGUUGCUUAGCGGAAAAAUUAGCUGGCCCUAAUAGUGUAUCUUUAUUAUCAUCAGAUGUUUUACAAUAUUUAAUUUCUAAUCUUAGUGUUAAUAACCAUCCUGUUGUUAUCCUUCAUUCAAUGGUGGCAUUGGAGAAGUUUGCUCAAACUAGUGAAAAUAAAGUGACCAUUAAUCAGAGUUUGGGUGAAAUGAAAACUAAUCCUCUAGUUUCAUUAGAAGCAUGGUCUAGUUCUGAUGAAUAUGCCAAGCGUGAAGUUGCCUUUUGUGCAAGAUGGUGCCUCGAUAAUCUUUUUAUGAUACAGGGCCGUCCAUUCACCUACGAACAGUUAGUUCAUGAUAAUAUAAAUGUUAUGUUAAAUAGUAAUGAUGUUAGUGAAUAUCUCAAAAUAUCAGCCAAUGGGUUAGAGGCAAGAUGUGAUGCUUCAUCCUUUGAAAGUGUGAGAUGUACAUUUCAAGUUGAUUCAGGAAUUUGGUAUUAUGAGGUUACAAUUAUUACUGCUGGUGUCAUGCAAAUUGGAUGGGCAACUAAAAACAGUAAAUUCCUUAAUCAUGAAGGAUUUGGUAUAGGUGAUGAUGAAUUCUCAAUGGCUUAUGAUGGAUGUCGUCAACUAAUAUGGUAUAAUGCUCACAGUGAACCUCAUACACAUCGCUGCUGGCAGCCUGGAGAUACUCUUGGGUUAUUAUUAGAUUUAGAAAAUCACCAAUUAGUUUUCUAUUUAAAUGGAGAUCCUCUUCCUCCUUAUUGCCAAGUCUUUUCGUGUACAAGAACUGGUUUCUUUGCUGCUGCCAGUUUUAUGUCUUUCCAACAAUGUGAAUUCAACUUUGGAGCUAAACCUUUCAAAUAUCCACCUAAAUUCAAAUUUGAGAAAUUCAAUGAUAAGGGAACUCUUACUGAAGAAGAAAAGGUUAUUCUUCCUCGACAUAAAAAAUUAGACUUAUUAAAACAAGUUUUAGUCAAGGAGGACUCAUGUACAUUGUGUUUUGAUAAACAAGCAAAUAUGGAACUACAUCCAUGUGGACAUAAUGGUUUUUGUGAUGUUUGUAGUCUUCAAUUAGAAACUUGUCCUAUCUGUAGGAAGCCAAUAAUUGAAAGAAGGGAACUGAGUAUAAGAUCAACCAACAGCUCAACUAGUUCACCUAGUCCAGAGCCUCAUACAUUUGAUAGACCAAGUUAA
Molecule: messenger RNA, 1695 nt
Organism: Lottia gigantea (owl limpet)
Lineage: Eukaryota; Metazoa; Mollusca; Gastropoda; Lottiidae
Exons: 1
Coding region: 1-1695 (564 amino acids)
Cellular component (GO): cytoplasm
Molecular function (GO): ubiquitin-protein transferase activity; protein binding
Source: RefSeq, a predicted model, not a curated record